Molecule: messenger RNA, 2080 nt
Organism: Prorocentrum cordatum
Lineage: Eukaryota; Dinophyceae; Prorocentrales; Prorocentraceae
Source: the annotation of a GenBank genome assembly
AGCAAGUGUUGGCUCAAGAUUGGAGAGCUCCUUGGUUUCUCGGGCCCCUCUGCCUUUCGACCACAGCUGGCCCGCCCAGCAGCCGCACCGCCCAGACCGCGAUCUGCCCCGCACGAUGGCUCCGAGCACGUGGACGCCGGAGGAGCUGAAGAUCACGCGCACGCUGGUCUCGUGGCGAAAACGCUUCGUGGUCACAACGGAGCGGAAAGUCGACACGAAGAGCGAGACGGGGUACAUGGUCGUGAAGAAUUACCUCCAGUGCUUGGACACCGCUUUCCAGGUGUUCCAGGUGGAGCCCGCCUCGCGCCACUACCGCCAGUCCUUCACGCCAAAAUACCAGAGCAUAUGGGCUGGGCAGUCCCGCCUGCUUCGGGUGGAUGUCCUUGAGGCGAUCAACCAGCAGAUGAUUUGGAUGAACGGGUUCUGGUCCGAGCUCGGCCCGACGGCCGUGAAACCCGCGGGCCUCAUGCGUCACGCGUGGGCGGAGCUCGGGCGGCUGUUGAAGCGCCUGAUCGUGGAGCAGCUCGCCGCGCGGCCAUGGAGCAUGGAGUUGAAAGCGGAGAUGCGGUGCGCCUUGACAGAGCUCGAUGCCGCCUGGGCGAAGUUCGAGUGCGCGUACGUGAUGCAGGCGAUGGCCAUCGAAGAAGAGGCGCGAGUGCUGGUGGCGGAGGCGUGCGUCUGCGAGCGGGUCCUGUCCAAUGCGUCCCAGCGCCGCGGCCGCCGCGGCGGCACCGCGGCUUGGAAGAAACAACUCGGGGAGCUGGUGAGGGCGAUCAACUUGCUCAGCGCCACAGUCUGCGACGAGAGACGGAUGCGCGAUGCCGAUCUGGGCCUCGUCACGCGAGCCCUCAUGGAAAGCAAGUCCAUCCUGGAGUCCGCCAGGCUGCAGGAUCACCGCCAGAAACCCACUCCCGCACACGCCCUCGCGACCUGGGCGACAGACGCAUUCGAGGCUGUCCGGGGCUACCUGCGCAUCGCCUGGCACAACUUGGAGUCCGUGGACGGCGAGCUCGCGAACAACCCCGGCCUCGUCGCCAACCUCGAUCGUUUCCAAGAGAGCAUGUCCGCCACGGCGCGCUACCUCGCCGACCCGAGGCUCCUGCGCGGCCUGAGCUGCGCCGCCGCCUUCGCGCGCGCGGCGUGCGCCACUGCGCCCGAGCUGGCGGCCCUGGCCGCAGACUGCGACGCGGACUUCUUCGUGGCCCUCCCCAGGAUCGUCUGGCUGGGCUUCCUCUCGGCGCCAGACCAGACCAGCCCGCUGAUCGAGCACAUGCUGCCCGAGCUCUUCACCGAGCCCCAGGUCCGCGGCCCCGAGCUGCAGGCGCUCCUCGAGGCGUACGGCCAGACGGUGGAGAGGCUCGCCACUGCGACGGGCAAGGGGCUCCGGGGGCAGGAGGGGGGCGACCCGGAGGGCCACAGGCGCGCGCUUGACAUGUUGCUACAGCGUGUGGCGGUCGGCAUCGGCCAGGAGGGCUCGAGCGCCGAGGUGGAGGUCUUCCUGCGCCGCCUCGAGGGGUGGAGCAUGCGCCUGCAGCGCCAGCGGCCAGAGGUCUGGAACCAGCUCUCCGCCAUUCUUCACCGGCAUCUUCUCGGGCACGCGGGUGAGGGGUGCAGCGACUGCGACCGCGGAGAGCCGCGCCGCUUCGCACUAUGAGCAUCCCACAGCAUAACGGAGCUGACUGGGCGGGAGGAGGGGAGCGUUGUGGAAUAGGGGGUGCGAUGGAUGCUUUCCUGGGUACUACGGCUGUAGUAGCAAGAUCGGUGCUCCGCUGCCCAACUGCAGCCAGUGUAGACACCCUGAUAGCUCACCCUGGCACCGCGUGCUCUCGAGCCAUCUCCAUGGCAGAAAUGCCACCAAGUCCACUUCCGUCUCAGAAUUGUUUGGCGGCGCGUGAGCGCGGCGGGCAUUAGGUAUGAGGUGCAGGCACCGACGUGUCUGACCACCUCGCGGCAUCAGCCCGCCCACACUUCGGGCCCAAGCCCGCACGUUUUUUGUUUCGAACGUACAGUCCUCGGCGGGGGAAAGUAUCGGUCCCAGGAAUCAGGGGCCCUUGCUCACUCUAGCCGGUACAGGGGGAGG